Messenger RNA from Colletotrichum godetiae, 1083 nucleotides. Its product is annotated as alcohol dehydrogenase GroES-like domain-containing protein. Gene Ontology annotation, molecular function: alcohol dehydrogenase (NADP+) activity; zinc ion binding. NCBI's taxonomy places the organism in Eukaryota, Fungi, Ascomycota, Sordariomycetes, Glomerellales, Glomerellaceae. The record is from RefSeq and is a predicted model, not a curated record. Gene Ontology annotation, biological process: alcohol metabolic process. The transcript has 3 exons. The coding region runs from base 1 to 1083 and encodes 360 amino acids.
AUGAGUUAUCCGGACAAGUUUACCGGCUUCUGCACGGCAGGGCCUAGCUCAUGGAACAAGUUUACAAAAGAAACUCUCACCCCGAAACCCUUCGAAGAUCACGACAUUGAUGUGCAGAUCGAAUGCUGCGGUGUCUGCGGGUCUGACGUCCACACUAUCACUGGCGGCUGGGGCGAGUACGAGGGUCCCCUGUGCGUCGGUCACGAGGUUGUUGGCAAGGCUGUUGCUGUGGGGAAGAACGUGAAGGAGAUCAAGGUGGGCGAUAGAGUUGGUGUGGGUGCCCAGGUCUGGGCGUGCCUUAAGUGCGAGCAGUGCAAGAACCAGAACGAGAACUACUGCCCUCACUUGGUUGACACAUACAACGCCAAGUACGAGGAUGGAAGCCAAGCACAUGGCGGCUUUGCUAGUCACAUUCGCGCUCACGAGUACUUUACUUUCAAGAUUCCCGAUGAGAUAAAAUCGGAGAAUGCCGGCCCGCUAAUGUGCGCUGGUCUCACCACAUACUCACCUUUGGUUCGAGGGGGUGUUGGCCCCGGAUCCGUUGUCGCAAUCGUCGGUAUCGGCGGCCUCGGCCAUCUUGGUCUUCAGUGGGCCAAGGCUCUCGGAGCGGAAGUCUACGCCGUUACUCACUCGCCGGACAAGGUCGAAGACUGCAAAAAACUCGGUGCGAAGGAAGUCAUUGACACCAACAAGAAGGAUUGGGCUAAGCCUUAUGCCUUCAAGUUCGACUUCAUGCUCAACUGCUCCGACAUGACCAACGAAUUUGAUCUGCAAACUUAUUUAUCCACUCUCAAGGUCGGUGGACAUUUCCACAUGGUCGGCCUGCCAGACAAGCCCCUGCCCCAGUUCCCUGCAGGCCUUUUCGCCAGCAACUCCGCCAAGAUGUCUGGUAGCCAUAUCGGUAACAACCAGGAGAUGAACGCUUUGCUCAAGUUGGCGGCCGAGAAGGGCAUUGCGCCUUGGGUUGAGACGAUUGAUAUUUCCGAAGCAGGAUGCAAGGAGGCUGUAGAGAGAGUGAAGGCGAACAAGGUUCACUACCGUUUCACUCUUGUCGGGCACCAGAAGGCGUUUGGUACUGCUUGA